This is a messenger RNA of Antrostomus carolinensis (chuck-will's-widow), 582 nucleotides long. RefSeq names its product cryptic protein. The transcript has 6 exons. The coding region runs from base 1 to 582 and encodes 193 amino acids. The record is from RefSeq and is a predicted model, not a curated record. NCBI's taxonomy places the organism in Eukaryota, Metazoa, Chordata, Aves, Caprimulgiformes, Caprimulgidae.
AUGUACCGGGGAAACCAUGCUAGAAUUCUUUUCACUGUGACUCUGGUUUGUCAAACUGUUCAUUUAGGAAAAGGCCGUGAAGAUGUGAAAAGUCUCAAUGCCACAGCGCAAAAGUCGCAGCUCAAGAACGAAGGGACUAUUAUAAGUGCUCUCACUGACAUGAAUCAGAGUUAUGAAAGCAGAAAGCAACAGAAUUCCAGGGCAUUGGUACCUUUCACUGGGAUUACAGAGAGUAAAAAACUGAACAGACACUGCUGUCAAAACGGAGGGACCUGUAUCCUAGGGGCUUUCUGCGCCUGCCUAAAGCAUUUCACUGGCAGAUACUGUGAAUACGAUGAGCGGCAAAGCAACUGCGGCAGCAUUGCCCACGGUGCCUGGGUGCUGAAGGGCUGCUGGCUGUGUCGGUGCGGCUAUGGUACUCUGAACUGUCUCUCAGAAAUAAUGCAUGAUAACUGUGAACUGAAAUCAGGAAAGGAGGAAAUUACCAGAUUAUAUUCUAAUGGCCUAAGACUACAGCAAACAGUGCUUGCACUCCCUUGCCUGCUCCUCGUCCUCCUGGAGCUCUGCUACUGGCACUUGUGA